Molecule: messenger RNA, 1298 nt
Organism: Aplosporella prunicola CBS 121167
Lineage: Eukaryota; Fungi; Ascomycota; Dothideomycetes; Botryosphaeriales; Aplosporellaceae
Exons: 1
Coding region: 281-1012 (243 amino acids)
Source: RefSeq, a predicted model, not a curated record
UGAAAAUCGGCCAUCGCGACAUGCCCAGACGGCCUUGGGCCCCCCGCAUUCCACCCUCUGCAGAGCGGCCCGCCUAUCACGCCGUCGAGUCGGCCCACGUUCUGCCCUGUCGGCCAGCAAGGGCCUGCGCGAUCGCAUCGCUGGCCGCAGAAGCACACCCCCCAAUCAAUGUCAGUCGACAUCUGUACCAUACGAACACCGCAAUCCCAAAUCUCAAAUGCCCCAGAGGUCCUCUCGCAGAAAUGUCGGCCUGCGUGCGUGUCUCAAGGAGGCCUGAGCAAUGCCCACCAUGAUGUCGGAUGGCGCACGCUCCGCUCAGCAGCCGGUGUUUAGCGCAUCGUUUGCGUUUGGCCAGACAAACCUCGAUCAAAACAUCCACCCACCUGACACGUCUGCCUUCUCCACGUCUGUCGAGUUUGACUCCGUUGUCCAAGUGGCCCCGGCAACCGAUGUUUGCCCAGCCCUGACACGUCCGCCUUCUCCACCCCCGUCCGACUUGACUCGUGUCGCGCCAAGAUCUCCGCUGUCGCAACUUCCCUCUUGCACUGGCAACCACCGCACCUUCCGCUCUACGCCACUCACACCCAUCCUCGAGCCGCACCCAGGUCCGAGUCUCUCUCUAGCAGACGUCACGCAUGACGCGACCGCAUACGUGCUAACCCUACAACUUGCCGCUCACCCGCAUCCUCUGCCGAGACUUUGGACGACCUCGAAGAGCUUGGCGACGAGAAUGAAGAAGAGAGAGGUGGCUGACUCGCCACGCAUAGCAGUCUCACGCCGCUUACGACUGUCAACGGCAGCCUGGAUGAAUAAGAAUGCGAGUACCGGCGAAGAUGGUGGCACGAAGCUCGACGACAAUGAGGAAGCGGUGAGCAGGACGUUAGGUGGUUGGCUACGGCACCGGCGAGGGCACCAAGGGCCUCGGAAUGAUCGGGCAGGGAAUGGACGUGUCCAUUUGAUUGCUGCGGAUCAACCAGCUCAUCAAAGCGAAGCUGUCAAAAAAGAGGUCUGAAUGGAGCGAGGCGGUGCCAGCCGGAUAGUAUCAUCCAUCUAGAACCCGGGCGGUGGGCAAUGUCAGUGUGCUGCGAGGACAAGGGCUGCGGAUGAGCGGCAUCCUAUCGAGUGCAGCUGGUAUAGUGUAGACGACUGCACUCACGGCAGUGUAGAGCCUGGAACUGGUGAAUUCGAAGGUGAGCGAGGAGAUGAGGAGAUGAGGAGAAGCCAUAAGCAUAAAGCUGAAGAGGACAAGUGAUUCAGUAGUGGCACAUUAAUGCAGAUAGUCGAGGCGCAGAUACAGC